Molecule: messenger RNA, 3443 nt
Organism: Cyprinus carpio (common carp)
Lineage: Eukaryota; Metazoa; Chordata; Actinopteri; Cypriniformes; Cyprinidae
Product: excision repair cross-complementation group 2
Biological process (GO): nucleotide-excision repair; transcription by RNA polymerase II; positive regulation of mitotic recombination
Cellular component (GO): nucleus
Molecular function (GO): damaged DNA binding; DNA helicase activity; ATP binding
Source: RefSeq, a predicted model, not a curated record
ACGCGUUUUAACUGCGACAGCUUUUCGUGCUGCUAAAAACGCCUGUAGAUCUCGAUAGAAGUCUGUUGUGUAAAAUACAUAUGAAAGUUACAAUUACCGCUAUAUUAAUGUGUGUAAUUAUAGAAAACUGACCACCAGAAACACCCCAGUGCUGCAAAUUACUAUUAGCCAACAUGAAGCUGAAUAUCGAGGGCUUAUUAGUCUACUUUCCGUAUGACUACAUUUAUCCUGAACAAUACUCGUACAUGCUUGAGCUGAAGAGGACGCUGGACGCAAAGGGCCAUGGAGUUCUUGAGAUGCCUUCAGGAACAGGAAAAACAAUUUCUCUUCUUUCCCUCAUUGUUGCUUACCAGAAGGCUUACCCUUUAGAAGUCACCAAGCUUGUCUACUGUUCUCGCACAGUGCCUGAGAUAGAGAAGGUUGUGGAGGAGCUAAGGAAACUAAUGGAUUAUUAUGCAAAGCAAACGGGAGUGAAAAAUGACUUCCUUGCACUGGCACUUUCUUCACGUAAAAACCUGUGCAUUCAUCCUGAGGUGAGCUCUCUGCGUUUUGGAAAAGAAGUAGAUGGGAAGUGUCACAGUCUGACAGCAUCAUAUAUCCGCGCGCAGCAUCACAGUAACCCAUGCCAACCUGUCUGCCAAUUCUUUGAGGAAUUUGAUGCAGUAGGCAGACAAGUGCCCAUUCCCCCAGGUAUAUUUAACUUGGAUGAUCUGAAGGACUUUGGGCGUAGAAAAGGCUGGUGUCCCUACUUCCUGGCACGCUACGCAAUUCUUCACGCAAACAUUGUAGUGUACAGCUAUCAUUACUUACUUGAUCCAAAAAUUGCAGACCUGGUCUCGAAAGAGCUCGCAAAGAAAUCUGUAGUUGUGUUCGACGAGGCUCACAACAUCGAUAAUGUGUGUAUUGAUUCCAUGAGCGUCAACAUUACCAGGAGGACUCUCGAUCGCUGUCAGACUAAUGUGGAAACCCUGCAAAACACCAUUAGCAGAAUUAAGGAAACAGAUGCUGCCAAACUCAGAGAAGAAUACAUGAGAUUAGUUGAAGGUCUUAAAGAAGCAAAUGUUGCCAGAGAAACCGACAUCUAUCUGUCCAACCCAGUUCUGCCAGAUGAAAUCCUUCAAGAGGCUGUGCCUGGCAGCAUUCGCACUGCAGAGCACUUCGUGGGCUUUAUAAAGCGUUUCCUGGAGUACCUGAAAGCACGUUUGCGAAUCCAUCACGUGGUGCAAGAGAGUGCCCCUCAGUUCCUCAAAGACAUCUAUGAGAAGGUCUGCAUUGACCGCAAACCCCUGAGAUUUUGUGCAGAGCGGCUGCGCUCACUGCUGAGGACGCUGGAGAUCGCAGACAUUGCUGACUUCUCAGCCAUUACCUUGAUCUCACACUUUGCCACACUUGUCAGCACCUACAGCAAAGGCUUUACCAUCAUCAUUGAGCCCUUUGAAGAUAGAACGCCAACAAUAGCAAAUCCUGUCCUUCACUUCAGUUGCAUGGACCCCUCUAUCGCCAUUAAGCCAGUGUUUGGCCGCUUUCAAUCAGUCAUUAUCACAUCAGGGACACUCUCUCCGCUGGACAUCUACCCACGCAUCCUUGAUUUCCGCCCAGUCACUAUGGCAUCCUUCACCAUGACACUGGCACGAACCUGUCUGUGCCCUCUUAUUGUUGGCAGAGGGAAUGAUCAAGUAGCAAUGACCUCCAAGUUUGAGACCAGAGAAGAUUUUGCUGUGAUCCGGAAUUAUGGAAACCUGCUGCUGGAAAUGUCUGCCAUCGUUCCUGAUGGGAUCGUUGCGUUCUUCACGAGUUACAUAUACAUGGAGAACAUUGUGGCUUCAUGGUAUGAACAGGGCAUCCUUGAGAACAUCCAAAGAAACAAGCUCAUUUUCAUAGAAACCCAGGAUGCAGCUGAGACCAGCAUGGCCCUGGAGAAGUACCAAGAGGCCUGUGAGAACGGCAGAGGAGCAAUUCUGCUCUCAGUGGCAAGAGGGAAAGUGUCAGAGGGGAUUGACUUUGUUCAUCAUUUUGGCCGUGCCGUUAUCAUGUUUGGAGUGCCGUACGUUUACACCCAGAGCCGAAUCCUUAAGGCACGGUUGGAAUACCUCAGAGAUCAGUUUCAAAUCCGGGAAAAUGACUUUCUGACGUUUGAUGCAAUGCGCCAUGCGGCUCAGUGUGUGGGCAGAGCCAUCCGAGGCAAAACAGACUACGGCCUGAUGAUCUUUGCAGAUAAGCGUUACGCACGAGCGGAUAAGCGAGGAAAGCUGCCCCGCUGGAUUCAGGAACACCUUACAGAUGGAAGCCUAAAUCUGACCAUUGAUGAGACUGUGCAGUUAUCCAAGCACUUUCUACGACAGAUGGCCCAGCCCUUCAGACGGGAGGAUCAGCUGGGUCUGUCUCUGCUGACCCUGGAACAACUGCAGUCUGAGGACAUGCUUCAGAAAAUUGCUCAGAUUGCUCAACAAGCCUGAGCCAGUGUUGUUCUCUACUGCCUGAAGAGAAACAUGCCGUCUCAAAAUCAGUUGCAGAUGGCACACAAGCACACUGAAUUAAGGGGAAAGUGCCGGAGGUCACCAGGAGUUGCAUACCAGCUAUUGAUUGGGCCAUAUCAGCUGUCAAACACCUAAUUAUCUGAAAACACUUUUUACACAUGUUGAUUUUAACAGAGGUAGAACAAUUUUAUUUGGUUCAUCAGCAACAUUCAGUAUAUAAAUAUACUCCCUAAGCUCACGGAAUAUGUAACAUGAUUCAACAAUAUUGAAUGUGCAGCUGUUUAGAUUAUAUAACAGCUCAUUUGAUGUCUAACCUCUCAGUAACUACAUCCACUAGCAAGAUUCAAGUUAUAUACUGUAUAUAAGCCUUGUACCCUGAAAUUAUGCACAUGUAAAAUCCUUCCUAUUGUGUUGAGAAGUGCUUAAACUAAGCAAAAUAUAUUGAAAUAUAAAGUACACGUGCUUGAAAUUGAAAAAUCAAUAGUCCCUUAUAUUAUAGGCACAACUAUGUACCACAAUUGGUUGAUAUUACAUAAGACUUAGUACUUACAACAGCAUGUCUUACAUUCAUCGUGGAAUGUAACAUCAUGGAUUCAUUAGGAAUUUUUGAGUUAAGAGCAUUUAGAAGCCAUUUGAAGAUUUAAAGGGAUAGUUCACCCAAAAAUGAAAAUUCUGUCAUCAAUUACUCACCCUCAUGUUAUUCCAAACAAGACCUUCAUUCAUCUUCGAAACGUAAAUUUAGAUAUUUCUGAUGAAAUCCAAAAGCUCUCUGACCUUGCAAAGAAUUGUUGAAUAAAGAGAUGAUAACUCUGUGCAUGAAAAGUAUUCUCAAAGCUUCAUAACAUUACGGUUCAACCACUGAUGUCACAUGGACUGUUUUAACAAUGUCCUUACUACCUUUCUGGGCCUGGGAACGUUUCAGUUGCACUGCUGUCUAAGCAGGGUCAGAAAGCUCUUAGAGUUCAU